Molecule: messenger RNA, 2427 nt
Organism: Trichoderma reesei QM6a
Lineage: Eukaryota; Fungi; Ascomycota; Sordariomycetes; Hypocreales; Hypocreaceae
Exons: 4
Biological process (GO): chromatin remodeling
Cellular component (GO): RSC-type complex
Molecular function (GO): protein binding; chromatin binding
Source: RefSeq, a predicted model, not a curated record
UUCCAGCGCAUUCCGAAUCGACGCCUCUUGCCUGACUACUUCGACAUCAUUUCGGAGCCUGUGGCUUUCAGCACCAUCCGAGGCAAAAUCCAAAAGAAGCAGUACACUGCCUUCGCCGAAUUCGUCAAAGACGUCGCCCAGAUAUGUCACAACGCGCAAGUUUACAAUCGUCCUUCGGCGCCAAUCUUCGGCGCUGCUGAGCGGCUUCGAGAGAUCUUCCAGGAGGAGCUCAAGAAACUUGUCGAUAGCGGCGACAUCACGGCCGAAGAUGCGCGUCUGCCGGACCUGGGAGAGCUGCCACCCGUCGAAGAAUCGCCCUCGCAGCAGUCUGAAGAUGAAGACGAACAAGAUGAGAGGAUGAAGGGGACUGGCAAUGAUGACGACGACGACGAGGAGGAUGAGGAUGAGGAUAGCGACGAGGAUUCCGACGAUGAAGACUACAAAGGGCGAAAUGGACGACGCCGCACAUCGGAUCGAGCGAGCCGCGCAAAUGGUAAAGAUGCAAAAUUCCAACAGAAAAGAGGCCGGCCGCCGAUGGUCCUUACCCCAACGGAAGCCAGGAUUUUCUCCGUCCUCAAAGAGCUUAGGAAGAUCAAGGAUGCAGACGGGAAUCCGCUUGCUGCGCCGUUCGAUAGGCUUCCGGACAAGGCCAUCGUUCCGGACUACUACCAGAUAAUCUCGAACCCCAUUGCGCUGGACAACAUCAAGAAGAAGGCGAAGCGGAAGAAGUAUCAAAGCGUCGACCAGGCGCUAUCGGACCUCGAGCUCAUGUUCGAGAAUGCCAAGCUGUACAACGAGGAUGGCAGCCCGGUGUAUGAGGCCGCUGUGAAGCUGCAGCAGCAAGCUCGGGUACUGGCAGAACAAGAAAAGCUGAAGCCAGACGACGAUUUCCGAGAUGAGGAUGGGAAACUGCCUUUGUCAAGCAUUGAGUACAACGGAGAAACUUGGAGAGUUGGCGACUGGGUGCAUAUUCGCAAUCCCAACGACCUAGCGAAGCCUAUUGUCGCGCAGAUCUUCCGCACAUGGCAGGAUCGCGAGGGCCAGAAGUGGAUCAACGCGUGCUGGUACUACAGGCCAGAGCAGACAGUUCAUCGAUUCGAAAAGCACUUUUACGAACGCGAGGUUGUCAAGACGGGCCAGUACCGUGAUCAUCCGAUUGCGGACGUCAUUGACCGCUGCUACGUGAUGUUUGUCACUCGAUUCAACAGGGGACGGCCGCGCGGACUAGCGCCAGACAAGGAAAUCUACGUCUGUGAAUCUCGGUACAACGAGGAGAAGUUCUACUUCAACAAGAUCAAGACUUGGGCCAGCUGCCUACCAGAUGAGGUGCGAGACAAAGACUACGAGAUGGAUUUGUUCGACGUUCCUCGUCCGAUGAAGAAGAUACCCAGCCCAAUCAAGCAUCUCCUGCGCGACGAUGCCAAGGAGACGGACGAGCUCCCGCGACCAACGUGGGGAAGCCCGAACGCGCCCCCCAUCAUCGGCGCCGUCCAUCGUCGGCCACCGGGGCCCAAUGAAUCGCCUCCUCCAGAGUCAAUGAUGCCUACGAUGCCUGCCCACCCUAAGAUACCCGCGGAGCCGAUGCAGCGCCUUCCCAUGAAUCCCGGGGUGAAAGACGCCACGAGUGAGGCAGCUAGAAACGGAGCCAUGCCCUAUGCCAUGGUUGGUGCAGUGCCACCUCCGGGCCAGUAUUACGGACACCACCACACACCACAUUUCCAGCCGGUCCCUCCAAGCGCCGGGCCAUCCAUACCACAGACGCCGGUGCCGAUACCUCACCCGCCACAGCAAACCCCGCCACCGCACAUGUCGAUGCGGCCAUUGCAAUACCAACAAUAUCAGCCUCCUCAGCCCGCAUACAUGCAGAACUACAACCCAGGCUAUGCCCCAUCACCAGUGCUGCCCAUGCACCACCAGCCGGCACCGAUGCCACGACCGACAGGAUACAUGCAGGGCCACAAUGCCGCAAUUCCUAGGCCCCCAGGCGUGGGGACGCCCGGCAUGCCUCAGGCACAUGGCAACAUGUAUAACCCACCGCGACCCCCCGAGGUCUACACGUUGCCAGAUAACAUCAACGAGACCCUGCCCCCAGCAGUCCGGCAGGCGUUCCAGCACGAUGAGGCUGGACGAGUGCUGUUCUUUGCCGCUGCUCCUCUCGACCGUUCCACCAAAGGCCUCUCGCCGCUGAGCUCAGGGCUCGGCCACAGCGCCAAAUAUCUUGCUGGACGGGGUAAAUGGCUGGCCGAACGCGAGAGGAAGCGGAAAGAGAGGGAUGAGCAGUUGACUGCCUUGCGACAGAAACUGCGGCGUACUGAGCAGCAGCCCGACGAGUCUCCGGUCGUCUCACAGGCCGCUCGUGCUCUGGAGUUGUUCUUCCAAAAUCUGAGCCAAGACACUGAACGUCUAAAGAACGACGUCGGGCUGUAG